Molecule: messenger RNA, 2957 nt
Organism: Liolophura sinensis
Lineage: Eukaryota; Metazoa; Mollusca; Polyplacophora; Chitonida; Chitonidae
Product: piggyBac transposable element-derived protein 4-like
Exons: 1
Coding region: 1361-2359 (332 amino acids)
Source: RefSeq, a predicted model, not a curated record
GAGAAGAAGGGAGCAAAGAGAAAGCUUAAGACAAAAAACUGGAACAAAAAGGAAAACUACGAAUAACAAUAAUGUCAUAAGUACAAGCACUGGCUAUAAAACAGAUUCUGCUCGAAAGAUGGCAGUUUUGCGUUUGAGGGCGAAAAUUCCGAAAGAUGCUGAAAAAUUUGUACAUCUUAUUGCUGAGUUGAUUGACGGAAAGCAGACAACUCCGAAGAAGGUGGCAGCACUACGGGCCAGGGGAAUCAAAACUUGUGGGAAAAGAAUAGCUUUCCAAACUGAACUUUCCAAUAAAAUAAAGACAGCUGUCAGUGAACUGAAAUUCAAAGCUGAUAAGGAUUCCUUGAAGAAAAGAAAACUGUUAAUGAGUAGCUGUCUUAUUGCCAAGAAAUGCAAUUAACCCUUUCCACGCGGGGACCGAGUAUACACGUCCUUACGAUUCGUAUCUCACACCCGGGGACCGUGUUUACACGUUACCGGAAGUAGCUCGAUAAAAACCGAAAAAUAUCACUUACCUUGAGAUUUAACGGGAUUUCGGUGAUAUGAAUAUUCAAUAGGAGGAUUUCCCCAAAUAAUGGCAACUGAUUGGGUAGUAGUAGGGGUUUCCCAGGUGUGACGUCAUGUUCUAAACUUACCUGAACUUUCUCUAGUCAAAAUGGCGGACAUGAUUGUGGAAGUGUUUGGAGACGAUGAUUCAGACGCCGAAUUUGAUGGUUUUACGGCGGAAGACUUUGCAAAUCUGUCUAGAGAUAAUAGUAGAACUCUUCCUGUGUUUGAUAUACCGGAAUUGGACCAAGAUACAGAUGAUGCAACGGAUUUACGGUUGGGAUAGAAGCGCGAACCGAGUGAUCCAGUUUCGCAUGUGUUUGCUGGUGUGGUAGAUAUGAAUGUUGACAUCGACGAACUGACUCCUAUCAACUUUUUCACGCUAUUUCUCAAGGAUGCGGACUUCGAAAUGAUGGCAAAUGAAACUAACAGAUACCACAUGCAAGUUUUCGAUACUGAUUCAGCAAAUUUAAAACGAAAUUCUCGCAUGCGUGCCUGGUAUGAUACGACGUCCACCGAGAUGCAACAAUUUUUUGGGCUGAUUAUUCUCACUGGUCUGGUUGAUAAACCAUAUUUAGAAAAAUAUUGGUCAACUGACCCUUUGUUGACUACCCCUUGUUUCAGUCAUACAAUGCCAAGAGAUCGUUUCAUGAACAUUUUGACAUGUUUUCACCUCAAUAACAAUGAAAACCAAGUAGCAAAGGGCAUUGAUGGUUAUGACCCUCUUUUCAAAAUAAAGCCGUUGUAUGAUGUGACACGUGAAAGAUUUUUGAGCGUCUACACACCUUAACAAUUUUUAUCGCUUGAUGAAGGCAUGGUGCCAUGGAAGGGUCGUUUAUCAUUCAAACAGUAUCUACCAAACAAACCUGAUAGAUUUGAAUUGAAACUCUAUGUACUUUGUGAAGGCAAUUCAGGAUAUAUUUCCCGUUACGAAGUUUAUACAGGUAAAAAUUAUACACCUAACCCUGGUGCUGACGAAGAUGAACAGUCUCAGGGUCAUUCCUACAAUGUGGUCAUGGGGCUAUUGAAAAAGUGUGAUUUCCUAAAUAAAGGUUACAACCUGUAUACAGACAAUUAUUACACAAGUCCCAGACUUUUUCAAGAUUUGCAUGCAAGUGCAACAAAUGCAGUUGUAACAGUUCGUAUGAACAGAAAGGAAAUGCCCAUUGCCAUCAAGAAUGCGAAAUUAAAAAAAGGUGAAGCAAUUUUUCGUCAAAGAGAUUCCAUUGUCGCCUUGAAGUGGAAAGAUAAACGUGAUGUUGCCAUGCUAUCUACCAAACAUUGGCCAACUUUUACUAUAACUGAAAAACGUGAGAGAUCAACUGGUGAUUUAAUUGUAAUACCUACCUGUAUUUUAGAAUAUAACAAAUAUAUGGGAGGUUUGGAUCGCGCUGAUCAACUGUCCAAGUAUUACACAAUUACACGCAAAUGCAUAAAAUGGUGGAAAAAACUAGCCAUGCACAUUAUAAAUAUGGUUGUUACAAAUGCAUAUUUGUUAUAUGUGAAGAUGUCUCCCAACCCGGUAUCUCACUAUGACUUCAGAAAGGAUCUGGUAAGGGAGCUAAUUGCAAGACACAGCUCGCGCAUCUCUCGUAAAGGUCGGCGCAGUGUUGGAGAUGUUGAGAGGCGCCUCACAGAGCGCCAUUUCCCUUCCCUAAUACCUGCACAGGAAGGAGCGAAAAACCAGCGACCUUGUAGAAAGUGUGUUGUUUGUAAUAGAAACAAUGGCAAGAGGCACUGCUCUCCAGGUGUUGUCAGGAAGCGAAAGGAAACCCGUUACUGGUGUGCAGAUGUGAAAAGGCACUUUGUGUAGAUGGUUGCUUUCGCCGUUUCCAUACUUUGAAACACUAUAAACUUGUAGGUGGUGAUGAAUCUGACAGUGAAAGUGACGAAUAGGUAAUUUUUGUCAAUGUACACUUGUCUCGUUAAUAUCUCGUUAACUCACCUGUUCAAACUAUUCAAUGUUCCACUGAUCAGUAGUUAUCUUGUUUGUUUGCAUUUAAAUACAUGUAUUUCUGUAAUCUGUACAUAAAUAAUCUUUUAUUUGGAAUGAAACACAAAAAGAAAUGGACAUUGAAUGUAAAACAAGUACAAAAUAUUCGUUUAGUAACACCUUUAUUUCUUACACCUGUUAAUCAGCAUUACAGAGUAAAUUUGAUCUCCAGUUGGACAAGGAAGUAGUAUACAUUCAUUAUAAACAACAAUGUCUUAAAAUUAAUGAUAUUUUGGCAGAAAGUAAGGUAUAAAACAUAAAGAUCACUAAAUUUAAUUAAACUUACCUGUAUAUUACCUGUGAAGGACCAAUCAGGUGACUCAAGUAAGUUCAAAUUACCUUCUACACAUACCAGAGGUAAUAAGGAUUCUAAAUCAUAUAUGGUUUGCUAUGCUGUCAAUAAAAUAAAUCGAUACAA